This is a messenger RNA of Xylaria bambusicola, 1988 nucleotides long. RefSeq names its product Tautomerase/MIF. The coding region runs from base 388 to 1401 and encodes 337 amino acids. The transcript is spliced from 2 exons. Gene Ontology annotation, molecular function: phenylpyruvate tautomerase activity. The record is from RefSeq and is a predicted model, not a curated record. Lineage: Eukaryota; Fungi; Ascomycota; Sordariomycetes; Xylariales; Xylariaceae.
UCAUCAUUUCUUCCCCGGAGGUAAGUUAGUUACCUCAUUCACUGUUGGUUUGAGUAGCAAGAGGUGGCUACAGACAGGUGGCAAGGCAAACAUCUUCUCAUUUCUUACCCUCCCACCCAGGCGACCUCAAGCCGAAAUCUUACUCCACGAGGAUCUCUCAACAAGUAUGAUCCUCAUAUGAAAAAAAACCUAACGCCGUACUUUCUUCGCUCUACAAUCUUACAAUAUACGGCCAACGUAUUCCAUCUUCUCGACGCAACAAUAAUACUUUUAGUACCUUGCUCCCUCUCAGAAACCCUGAAACAAACGGAAAGGCGCAGCUUGUCAUCAUCCUUCCCAGUCUGAAGCGCAAGUCGAUAAUUGUGUCCAUACCUGUUCACAACGACCAUGCUCGAGAAUCCGCUUCGUAAGUCAGCGAAGAAUUCUACAUCGGCCGUGGCAGGUAUGCGUCGCCCAGAUUCGCCCGUCAGCAAACCGCCACGCAUUGGUGCUUCGUUUGCUCAGAGGAAGGCGCUUCAACCACGACAACCAGAUGUUGUCCUCGUCGAAGGCAACAACGUCAUGCGUAGCAUUGAUCGCCCUCUCCCCGGUGACGUCGUCGGACGCCGUAAGACGCAACUCCACCCAGACGCAAGUAGGAAGAAAAGUGCCUAUUUCGAAGCCGAGUUUGCCAGCCCUGGCCGGGUUCAUGACCCAGCCAAGGCUCGCAUCCUCAAUGAAGCCAUAGUCACUGCAGAUAUCAAGACAAACGUAAUCAUACGUGACGAAUUUGCCUUCAUCACAGAUUUCGCCUACCUUCUAUCCGACAGAUACCAACGGCCUGUGUCCUCGAUCGUCAUCACCCUCCAUCAUGGUAUCUGUAUGAUGUUUGGAGGCACCUUUGAGCCCGCGUGCACCUUGGCAAUUCAUGCGUUGCCAGGCUUGCUCCAGCCAGCAACGAACAGGCGGAAUGCGGCACUGGUCCAGCGGCAUCUUCACGAGACACUCAGUGUCUUAUCCACGCGCUGCUACGUUCGAUUUGAGGCUACGCCGGAAGAGAAUAUCGCUAUUGGCGGCAAGACACUUGCAGCGGAGAUUGAGGGUCUGUCUCGGGACGGCGCUGAUCUGAAGGCCGGCGUGAUUAGGAAGCCAUCUAAAUCCGGUCGAGCGAUCAUGAAGAGCGUCAAGUCUCUAGGCAGCUUCAAGGCACACUCGAUGAUUGACCUUUCGGAGAAGGUACCAACCCCGCCACCAAGCAAUUCGGGAGAAACGACACGCAUAACGACGAUCCCAGAGGUGCCACCGACACCACCAGAUGACGAGAAGACAAGCCAGGUGGAAGAGAAGCCACGUAAGGAGGCACCGCGUCGCAAAAGUUUCCGGUUCCCAUUGUUUGGGCCCAAGACUACACUCGACAAGUGAGAGACGCCAGACUGUCCGUACGAUCAAUCUAGUGACGGGUUCUCUGGCCCGUGGAUUGAGUCGCGUCCUGGCUGCCGUCCCCGUUAUCAUUGGUUCGGAGAUGCCAUGGCGCACAGUGAAUAAAGCCGAUCUUAAGCGGCGGGUUUCUAUGACCGCCUGGUGUGCCGAAACAUCCUAUAUACCUAUGCUGUAACAUAGUUCGGGGUUUAAGUGUCACGCGUGCCCUCGCCGAUCAUAUUGGAACCGUGCACCGCUGGUUGGUUGGGCCGCAGUGUUGACGUCGGAAUCCCUACCAUACGAUUACUGUAUACGGACCUAGGAUGUCACCUGGUCAGUCCCUAGCAAGCUAGCAACUAUCUACUUAAGCAUCUAUCUAGGCUAUACACGUACUAAAUAUGGUGCUGAAGACAUCAUUGGCCACGCUGCCGGUCUAAUUAUUUGUUUCGUGCCGCUGGGUAGGGUAACAACGACGGACUUCUGCCCCCCUGGUAACGUUUUUAUGGCUCAGGUGUGCCAGUGAUUAUGAUAUUGGUACCGAAGGUGAAUUCUACUCAGUUAGGUCUUAGCUUGCUUGAUAACGCGUGCAC